AGGCGCGCGGCGGGCGGGCGGGGGCCUCGGCGCGGGGCCCCGUGGUAGGCCCCGGGAGGCUCCGGUAGGCCUCAGCCCGCCCCGCCAGGCCCCGCCAGGCCCCGCCGCGAUGGACCUGGCCUACGUGUGCGAGUGGGAGCGGCGGCCGAAGAGCAACCACUGCCCGUCCAUCCCGCUGGUGUGCGCCUGGUCCUGCCGCAACCUCAUCGCCUUCACCACCGACCUCCGCAACGAGGAGGAGAAGGACCUCACCCACAUGGUGCACAUCAUCGACACCGAGCACCCCUGGGACGUCUACUCCGUCAACUCCGGGCACGCCGAGGUCAUCACCUGCCUGGAGUGGGACCAGUCCGGCUCCAGGCUGCUCUCAGCAGACGCAGACGGCCACAUCAAGUGCUGGAGCAUGACCGACCACCUGGCCAACAGCUGGGAGAACACAGUGGGCAGCAUGGUGGAGGGAGACCCCGUCGUGGCCCUGUCCUGGCUGCACAACGGCGUGAAGCUGGCUCUGCACGUGGAAAAGUCCGGGGCAUCCAACUUCGGCGAGAAGUUUUCCAGGGUGAAGUUCUCGCCGUCGCUGACGCUGUUCGGUGGGAAGCCGAUGGAGGGCUGGAUCGCCGUCACCAUCAGCGGCCUGGUCACCGUCUCCCUCCUCAAGCCCAACGGGCAGGUGCUGACGUCCACGGAGAGCCUGUGCCGCCUGCGCUGCCGCGUUGCCCUGGCGGAUGUUGCCUUCACUGGCGGGGGGAACAUCGUGGUGGCCACGUCGGACGGCAGCAGCACCUCCCCUGUCCAGUUCUACAAAGUCUGCGUCAGCGUGGUGAACGAGAAGUGCAAGAUAGACACCGAAAUCCUGCCUUCCCUCUUCAUGCGCUGCACCACGGACCCUGCCCGCAAGGACAAGUACCCAGCCAUCACCCACCUGAAAUUCCUGGCUCGGGACAUGUCAGAGCAGGUGUUGCUCUGUGCUUCCAACCAGAACAGCAGCAUCGUGGAGUGCUGGUCUCUCCGGAAAGAGGGCUUGCCUGUCAAUAACAUCUUCCAGCAAAUCUCUCCUGUGGUCGGAGACAAGCAGCCCAUGAUACUGAAGUGGCGAAUUCUUUCUGCCACCAAUGACUUGGAUCGGGUUUCAGCUGUGGCUCUGCCGAAGUUGCCCAUCUCCCUGACCAACACGGACCUGAAGGUAGCGAACGACACCAAAUUCUUCCCUGGAUUGGGUCUGGCUUUGGCUUUUCACGACGGCAGCGUCCACAUUGUUCAUCGGCUCUCCUUGCAAAUGAUGGCUGUCUUCUAUGGCUCCUCGUCCCAGCGCCCCGUGGACGAGCAGACUAUCAAACGGCAGCGAACUGCUGGUCCCUUGGUUCACUUCAAAGCCAUGCAGCUGUCCUGGACAUCUCUGGCCUUGGCUGGCAUUGAUAGUCACGGGAAGCUGAGCAUGCUUCGUAUCUCCCCUUCCAUGGGCCACGUGCUGGACAUGAACACGUCCCUGCGUCACUUGCUGUUCCUGUUGGAGUACUGCAUGGUGACUGGCUAUGACUGGUGGGACAUCCUGCUCCACGUCCAACCCAACAUGGUGCAGAACCUGGUGGAGAAGCUGCACGAAGAGUACAUGCGCCAGAGCGCGGCCCUGCAGCAGGUCCUCUCCACUCGCAUUGUUGCCAUGAAGGCAUCUCUUUGCAAGCUCUCCUCCAGCACGUUAGCGCGUGUGUGUGACUACCAUGCCAAGCUGUUCCUCAUUGCCAUCAGCUGCACCUUGAAGUCGCUGCUGCGCCCGCACUUCCUCAACACCCCGGACAAGAGCCCUGGGGACCGACUCACAGAGAUCUGCUCCAAGAUCACAGAUAUAGACAUUGACAAGGUGAUGAUCAACCUGAAGACAGAAGAGUUUGUCCUGGAGAUGACCACGUUGCAGUCCCUGCAGCAGCUCAUUCAGUGGGUGGGAGACUUUGUGCUCUACCUGCUGGCCAGCCUGCCUAACCAGGGCUCUCCUGUGCGGCCGGGCCACAGCUUUCUGCGAGACGGAGCGUCCUUGGGCAUGUUCAGGGAGCUGAUGGUGGUGAUCCGUAUCUGGGGGCUGUUGAAGCCAAGCUGCCUCCCCGUCUACACAGCAACCUCUGACACCCAGGACAGCAUGUCCCUCCUCUUCAGGCUUCUAACGAAACUCUGGCUGUGCUGUCGUGAGGAAAAUCACAUAACGGAGCCAGAUGAUACCCUGAUAGAUGAAUGCUGCCUCCUGCCCAGCCAGUUGCUCAUUCCCAAUAUUGAUUGGCUGCCUAUCAACGAUGGCAUUAUCAGCAAGCUGCAGAACAAACAGCUUGUCCGGCUGCAGUUUGGAAAAGCUCCUGGGCUCGUUGGUCACACUGUUUCUUCCCAGUUCGAUGCCUUUGUAAGGGCACCUGGACAGCCCAAAAUUGAUCAUCUGAGGAGGCUCCAUCUAGGAGCGUACCCAACAGAAGAAUGCAAGUCAUGUACCAGGUGUGGCUGUGUUACCAUGCUGAAAUCGCCAAACAAAGUCACUGCCGUGAAGCAGUGGGAGCAGCGCUGGAUCAAGAACUGCUUGUGUGGGGGGCUGUGGAGGAGGAUGCCUCUCAGCUAUUCCUGAGCGCGCGUUCUGUGGGCACGGAGAGAGCAACGGGUGCCGAGUGGAAGAGCGCGGAGCUUCCUCCCCUGGCGGUGUUUGGGUCCAAGGAGCAGCAGCUCUUCUGAGCUCCCUGAAAGCGCUGUCCUGGUGCUGCCUGCCAGGCAGUGCCAAGCGCCUGUCCAGCAGUGCUGCUAGGUUUUUCUUGCAUUGAUUUUUGUGCUUCACCCCUUUUUGUCCUUAAAUAGAGGGGAGGAAGAAAAGGAUUUUUUUACAGAGACCAGCUGGAAGGGAGUCCCGAAGGCAGCGUCAGCUGGGGGCCAAGGCCUCGGAGGAGAGAAACCUGCGGCCUUCCUGCGGCUCCGGGCUGGCACAAAGAACGGCCGAGCUCUGCCUUCAGCCUUUGCACAGUGGUGGGGGGUAGCUGGGGGUAAACGGUCUGCAGUGAAAGGGAAACAAAUACCCGGUGCCGUGGGGAGCGGGGCACGGGCUCGUCCAUUCCUGUUUCCUUGCACUUCUCCAUCCUUUGAGGGAACUUUCUCCUCUGAGGGGAAGCUUCGCUGUACGUAUCUGUGCUAAUGAAUGGAGCCGCUUCUUCCCCCUCUGGAGGAAGAGGAACAUGAGCCUCGCUGCCUGGAGCAAACCUGUCCCUUUGGCUCUCCCCAAGAGCCAGCAGCUCUUUUGUAAAUAAAAGUUUCCUGAAUUUUGUA
This is a messenger RNA of Oxyura jamaicensis (ruddy duck), 3288 nucleotides long. RefSeq names its product mediator complex subunit 16 (gene MED16). Gene Ontology annotation, cellular component: mediator complex. The transcript has 14 exons. The record is from RefSeq and is a predicted model, not a curated record. The coding region runs from base 110 to 2602 and encodes 830 amino acids. Gene Ontology annotation, biological process: positive regulation of DNA-templated transcription. Gene Ontology annotation, molecular function: protein binding. NCBI's taxonomy places the organism in Eukaryota, Metazoa, Chordata, Aves, Anseriformes, Anatidae.